Messenger RNA from Penicillium egyptiacum, 930 nucleotides. The record is from the annotation of a GenBank genome assembly. Lineage: Eukaryota; Fungi; Ascomycota; Eurotiomycetes; Eurotiales; Aspergillaceae.
AUGGCCGAUACGCCGAAAGCCUCGUCCACGCAGCAGAGCCUGGUUAUCGCAAAUGCGGGGGUUGGUGCGAACGCCGACUCCAACCGCUCUCUGCCGCGCAAAGACACCGACAAUACCACACAAACCCUGGAGGACCUAGCGAGGCAGAACGUGGCUCCAUUCCUCGCAAAAUAUCAGCCACGACAAUAUGCGCCUUUGCGCUCGCAGGUGUCGACUCCAUCCGAGCCACACCUAGUAAAUGCCAGCUACUGCUAUCGUCAUCAACCGGACUCAAAAUGUAGCAGACGCCAAGCCGAUGAACAGUCGAUGACCCAGCUGCAGUCCGAGCUGAAUUUACUCCCUCAAAGUGACCAACAGGGUAUUGCCCAUGUGUGGUCGUUGUUCUCCGCUGCUCCAGCGAAGCAGCGGACUCUCAUGCUCCAGGGAAUUCUAGCGCAGUCCUGCUUCCCCCAACUAUCCUACAUCUCCGCCAGUGUCCGCGAACUCAUCCGAAUCGAUUUCCUCGCUGCCCUUCCUCCAGAGCUGUCCUUCAAAAUUCUCCGUUACCUCGACACGGCCUCCUUGUGCCGAGCAGCACAAGUUUCUCCCCGCUGGAGAGCGCUCGCCGAUGAUGAUGUGGUGUGGCACCGGAUGUGCGAGCAGCACAUUCGACGGAAGUGUCAUAAGUGUGGUUGGGGUCUUCCUCUUCUGGAUCGCAAGCGUCUGCGCGAAGCCAAGCGUGAGAUUGAAUUGCGCGCCACCAACUGGGGCAACAACAAGCCUGCAGUUGGGUCUACCGAAGCUGCAAUGGUCGAAUCUUGCUCGACAGUCGAACCUUCCGCCAUUGGCAAACGCAAGCUGGAAUCCGACGAAGAAGCCGCUGCCCUUGCAAAGCGCCAUUGUGCAUCGCCUCCCCAGAGGUUUAUCGGGACCGAUUCGUUGUCGGUAUGA